GGUAGUUUAAUUAGGCGCCCGGGAAUUGCUGCGGUUUGCAGUCCUUUAGCACUUGAAUGCACACUUACAGAAGGAAAAAGGGUCCUUAGUGUGGUUUGGGGCUGGUGGGGAGUAAGGUGAAUGUGCCGUUGUGGAACCAAAGCACAGGAAGCGCUUCCUCUCAUCCCCAAGGAGCCUAUCCCGCGGGCCGCGGCCGCCUCUGGACGGUCCGGAGAGAACAUGGCGGCCCCCGGAGCCCGGAGCUGCAGCCUCUCGGGCCUGCUCCCGGCUCAGACCUCGCUGGAGUACGCUCUGCUCGACGCCGUCACCCAGGAGGAGAAGAAUAACCUGGUCUACCAAUAUCUGCAGAAGGUGGACGGCUGGGAGCAGGACUUGUUAGUGCCCGAGUUUCCGGAAGGGUUAGAAUGGCUGAACACAGAAGAGCCUAUUUCUGUCUACAAGAAUCUAUGUGGAAAAGUGAUCAUCCUUGAUUUCUUCACCUAUUGCUGCAUAAAUUGUAUUCACCUACUGCCUGAUCUCCAUGCCUUAGAAGACACCUACUCUGAUAAAGAUGGUCUUUUGAUUGUCGGUGUUCACUCGGCUAAGUUUCCAAACGAGAAAGUCCUGGAUAACAUUAAGAGUGCUGUUCUCCGCUACAACAUCACCCACCCUGUGGUUAAUGAUGCAGAUGCCAGCCUUUGGCAAGAGCUGGAAGUUUCCUGCUGGCCAACUCUGGUCAUAUUUGGACCCCGUGGAAACAUGUUGUUUUCUUUGAUUGGAGAGGGACACAAAGAUAAAUUAUUUUUGUAUACUUCAAUAGCUUUAAAGUAUUACAAAGACAGGGGACAGAUCAGAGAUAAUAAAAUUGGAAUAAAACUCUAUAAAGAUUCUUUGCCACCUUCACCAUUGCUAUUUCCUGGCAAAGUAACAGUAGACCAUGUUUCUAAGAGAUUGGUAAUAGCGGACACUGGACAUCAUAGAAUUUUGGUCAUCUGGAAGAAUGGACAAAUUCAGUACAGCAUUGGAGGACCCAACCCUGGAAGAAAAGAUGGAAUAUUUUCAGAGUCAACUUUUAAUUCUCCACAGGGUGUAGCCAUAAUGAAUAAUAUCAUAUAUGUGGCAGAUACUGAAAACCACCUUAUAAGAAAGAUUGACCUAGAAGCUGAGAUGGUGAGCACCAUAGCUGGCAUUGGAAUUCAAGGCUCAGAUAAAGAAGGUGGAGCUAAAGGAGAGCAGCAGCCCAUUAGUUCCCCGUGGGAUGUAGUUAUUGGAACAUCAGAUUCAGAGGUCCAGAGGGAUGACAUUCUGUGGAUAGCCAUGGCAGGGACUCAUCAGAUAUGGGCACUCCUACUGGACUGUGGUAGACUCCCAAAGAAAAGUGAGUUAAAAAAAGGAACCUGCCUUCGGUUUGCGGGAAGUGGAAAUGAAGAGAAUCGAAAUAAUGCAUAUCCUCACAAGGCAGGUUUCGCCCAACCUUCAGGUCUUUCUCUGGCCUCUGAAGAUCCCUGGAGCUGCCUGUUUGUAGCCGAUAGUGAGAGCAGCACAGUGAGAACCGUCUCACUGAAAGAUGGAGCAGUGAAGCACCUUGUAGGAGGAGAGAGAGAUCCCAUGAAUUUAUUCGCUUUUGGUGAUAUUGAUGGAGUAGGAAUUAACGCAAAGCUUCAGCACCCACUUGGAGUAACAUGGGACAAAAAAAGGAAUUUACUUUAUGUGGCAGACUCUUACAAUCACAAGAUUAAAGUUGUGGAUCCAAAAACAAAACACUGUACAACAUUAGCAGGAACUGGAGACGCAAGUAAUGUUAUUGGUUCCAGUUUUACCGAGUCAACUUUUAACGAACCAGGAGGAUUAUGUAUUGGAGAGAAUGGUCAGUUAUUAUAUGUAGCAGACACCAAUAAUCAUCAAAUUAAAGUGAUGGAUUUAGAAACAAAAACGAUUUCUGUGCUCCCAGUCUUCAUGUCUGAAAGUACGAUAGUAGAUGGCCCAUUCCUGGUAGAAAAACAGAAGACAGUACCCAUACUACCUAAAUCUGCCCCAGCCAUUAGACUUCCCCCAGUGGCUGCAUCUCCAGGACAGACUCUCCAGUUCAAGCUAAGAUUAGACCUCCCGUCAGGAACAAAACUAACUGAAGGAGCACCUAGUUGCUGGUUUCUAACAGCCAAAGACAAUGAAUGGCUUCUUCAAGGGCAGAUACCAUCUGGAGAAAUAGAGAGCAUUUCCAGUCAACCAACCAUCCAACUGCAGAUCCCUGCAGAUUGCUUAUCACCUGAAGCUGUUAUAUCUGUCAGCGUGCUGCUUUAUUACUGUAGUGCAGACAGCAGUGCCUGCAUGAUGAAGGGAAUUUCGUUCAGUCAGCCUUUACAAAUAACCCACGCACAACAAGGUUGCGCAGCCCCAGUAGAGCUCAAGUAUAUAUUUUAGCAAGCUAGCUAGCAUCCCAGUCUCCACAGCUGCCUGUUCUCCAUCCUCACUGUAAUUCAUGAAAAGAAACUUUUCUGCUGCCGCUGGAUACCAAGAAGCCCACUGCUCAGUUCUAGCAACUGAUAAAGCUAUACUUCUUAUUUAAUUAUUUAUUAUAAGCAGAUUUCUUCAUUCUGGCCAUAUACCAGCUAAGUCACUGACCAUCAUUUGAACCAUGAUGUUAUAACCGAUGCUGCUGUUUAGCACAAGACUUAAGUCCACACUAUAGUACAGAAUAUUAUCAUGAGAUAAUUUACAGUGAUUACUGAUAACAGUAAUGAUACCAAAUGUUUUAACAAUCUUUUUCUACCUUUAUUAAUAGCAAGCAGCACAUUUGAAUGUGUAGAUUUCACAGUAACUUCAAAGAGAACCUAAGAUCCAGUCACGUGUUGGUUAUAAGGAUACCCGGCAUUCAAGUCAUAUGGUUUGUUUUAAGUGCCCCCCCACCCCCGCCCCGCCACCACCCAAAGAAAAGUCUUUUCAUCACAGUAGACACUUAAAAGAGUGCCUGGGUGAUAAAUAUGUCCUUUGUUCUCUUCUAUGAUUUUCUCAGUUGAGAUAUAUUUAAAAGAGAAUUUUUAUCUAUUUUUAUUAUAAAUUAUUUGCUAUCUUAACAUAUUAAUGCCUUAUCACUCUGUACAGAAAAAGUUUAAGACAGAGUCUCUAAGGUAUACAGACUCACCUCCUUUAACUGUUGUCUGACUGAACAGUCUUACCAGAUAAUGAACAAGUCCCUACAAGUAUGACUCUCAAAGAGAAAGGGACUUAAGGACACAUUCUGUCUGUGAUACUGUUUAAUGAAAAAGAAUUAAUUGUGAUAGCUGAAUCUUAUGUAUAUAUGUUGUCUUAGAAAUUCACAUUUAACUUGUAAGCUUUAAAUACAGAUUUAUUGGGGGGUUUUGGUUCACAUAUUCAGAAUUUAAAUUAUGAUCAUUUAUUGUGAUGUUUUUAAGAAUCACUGUUAAGCCUUCAAAGUGAAAAUGUCAAUGUGAUGCACUUUCAUGCUAUUAGUAUGUAUAGUAUAUCCUAAUAUAUUACCUUUAAAAUAUUAAGGCAGAAACAUAUAGUGAUUCGAUGACACUGUUUUGGGUUUUCUUUUUAACCCCAGAUGAAGAUAUUGCAAGUUUUUUUUUUGCUAUCAGAAUUUCUCUUUUUUAACUGUUUAAAAGCCUAUUCUGGUUUUUACUAAUACCAGUUCAACAUGUUUAUGCUAUAAUAAGCUUUCAAGAUUUUUUCAAAAAUCAGGUGAACCAUAUUUAUUCAAUAAAUAUCUAUAGAUAAUAUGGUAUAACAUACCUUCCCAUCUUAAGAAAAGUGCUAAAUUUGAAGUGUAAUCUUUUAAGUACCGUCAUCUACCCAUUUCUAUUUUUUUCAAAUAUAAUUUUGAACAUACUAUUCACUUUUAUACAGGUUACCUAAAUCUCUGAAGUAGGGAAAUGCAUAGAUCAAGACUUUGACUUAAUUUGUAAGCUGCUAAAGCUAUUUUAAAGAGAUAUAAGUUUAAAGUUAAAGGAAUCUUGUUUAAAAUUAUAUAAUUUCCUCAUAACCUUUUCUCUCCACAAAAAAAAUAUCUUCUGUAAUAAAAGGAUGUAUGACAUUAAUCUCUUUUACGGAGAACAGGCCAUAGUCGUUUUUUAUUUUCAUUUGCUUAUUUUACUUAUCGUUUCCAGUUGGACAAGAUGAGAAUAGUUUGGCUUAAUCUUUUCCUAUUUAAAGACAUAGUUUCACUCGCUAAAAGAAGUUUAUACAAUUUUAACUUGCUAAUUCAGAUAUACCUGAUAAUUUUUCAAUAUUGUACAUAAAUACACAGUAUGUACUUUCAUGUACAUUAAAAAUCCAAAAGUAUUCCUUAGAAUCUAUUAAUGUUCCCUUUGCCUAGGUUAUUUAAUAUCAAGCUUAUACUUUAUUUUCAAAUGACAGUUUUAAUGAACAUUAUUCUUAUCCAACUACCAGUCUGCAUUAUUUUUUUACAUUCAAAAUAUUUAUAUGAGUAUGAUUUUUUUUAUAAAUCAUACUAAAGCAAUAUAAAUAGGUUCCUAGAAUUUAUGACUAACAUAAACCUCUUCCUCUUAGAAGUACUAGAAAGUUUACUUUUAAAAUUUUCUUGAUCCUUGUCUGCCUUGUUUUCUAUAAGAAUGUCUGCAUUUUUUUUAAUUUUUGCUUUUCUUUGUGCAUAAAUUAUGAUGUCCAGUGAUAGUUUAAAGAGUAAGAUUUGGGUGUAAGUUACUUUAGGGUGCCAGUAAUGCAGCGCUUUGACAUAAUACCUGGAAUCUGUCCUAAAGAUUCUGCUGGUUUUUGUUUUUUCCUCCACUCUUUGUGAUGUCGUUUCACAAAUGGUAGGAAUUUUUUCUGCAUUUAUACACAGGAUUGAUAGGAUCUCUGAAAAGAAUUUUGCUUAUCUUGAAUAUGCUGUCUCAAGCAAAUAUUUAACAACUAUUCACAAGGAAAAACUUUACAGUUUAAACACACAUAAGUGUAACUUUGGCAAAGUUCAGUGACUGAAAAACGAUUUUCUCCUCAACUGUUUUAAUAAUUAUAGUACUGUCCGGCCUGUAGAAAACUAUAACACUUAACACAGCUAAAAAAAAUGUUUAAGAUUUAUGAAGUAUGUAUGUAUAUAGAUACAUACAGAUACAAAGAUCAACUAAAGAAUUUCUCACAUAAAUUCUCUUAUCAAUAUAUUUUUGAGCUCAUACCACUGAAAUAAGUUACUCUCUGUAUUUCCAGAGUUGGAAUAUUUGGGAAGAUAUUGAUAAUACCAUCUCUGUAAUAAUUUUCUGCCUGCACAAAAUUUACUAUUUUAUAUCUGCCAAUUAAAAAGACUUUAGUCUAGCCACCGUGUUUGGCAUCAUGUUUAAGGUCAUGAAAAACUAAAUUCCAUAGCUCACAAUUGCAUAAAAAUAUAUCCAAAGGGCUAUGUCAGCAGUGGUUCUCCCAAAUGGUGGAAUUAUGGAUAUUUUUAAUUCUACUUUUCUAUAUUUUUUUUCUCAGUGAGCAAUGUGUUAUUUUUUAAAAACCCAACUGGAAAUGUUUCGUAAGGAUUUUAAGUGAACUGAAUAGUAAGCACUGUAACUUUUCAAAUGUCACUUUUAUUACCAAAGAUCAAAACAUAGUUUAGAGCUCCUGGAUCUACCAGGUUUAAGUAUGUGAUCUGGUGAAGACAAAUGAUUAUGGCUUUUUCUUCUGGUAUUUUGUGUAAUGUAAUGGUUAAGAACAGGGACUUUGCAGGCAGUUGGAUUCUAACCCUGUAAAAUGAGGCUACUAUACCUACCACAUGGGGUUACUGUAAGGAUUCAAUGAAACUGUUUAUAAAGCACUUGAUAAUUAAAGAAACUGCUAGUUAUUGGUUUAGUUAAUAAUAUAUGACCAUAAGCACAUGGCUCGACAUUUUCUCUGCAACCACAAUUUCUAAAGGCAACUAUUUCUUUGUCAACUAUUUGAUAUUUUAAUUAUUCUCCAUAGAUUUGAGGUUCAAGAGAAUUAGUUUUAUAAUCAAGCAUGUUAAUAGUCUAUAAACAAUGUUGUAGUGUUAAAGAAGUAUACCUACAAUUUUAUUUAUUUUUUUUAAUUUUAAGACCUUUUAGAACUAUGAGUAAUAAACUUCCUUUGAAAGGGUCUAGACAUACUCACCCUGAACCACAUUCCUGUAACACACUCUGAUGGUGCUUUACAAAAUCUUCCAAGUGCCUUCAUUCAUUUUGCCUCAUUUGAGCUUCACAGUAACCUGAUGAUCAGACAAGUAGAUGUUAUGUCCAUUCUGCAGAACAGGAAACAGCUCUGAAAUGUAGGUGACAUAGCUCGAGAUAGAGUUCCUAGAAUAAUGCCUGAUGCCAGAGCCAUGCCUGGCAGGAGCAGUUAGUUGCUCGGCCAGUCUUGUUAAAUAACUACGGGGUCAAUAGUGAGGGAUGGAGCUUCUGUUUGAAAACAUCUGGUUCCUAGCUCUACUCAGACGUAGAGUGAAAACAAACUGUGGAAUUAGGAGUGCUCACUUUUGCGAAUGCUUUAAGCUUUUGCAGUAUUUAAAUAAAAUAAUAAGAGUAACAGCUAAAUUUAUUGAGUGCUCGCUCUGUGCCUGGCACUUUUCUAAGUGUGUGAGAUGUAUUAACUAUUUAAUCCUCACAGGGUACUUUAUGAGGGACUAUUUUUCCUUAUUUCUCUGAUGAGGAAACUGGGACACAAAGAAGUUAUAAGGAGUUUCACAAACAUAGUCAAUAUCCUGCAUUUAGGAAGUGGCUGAGCCUGAUGAGUCUGCUCAACUACCAUGCUGUUUUUACCUCUUUAAGUAGUUUUCUUAAAAACAAAUCUUUCAUAGUUAUAUAUAGUAACUGAUCAAUCCAAGGAACCCAGAAAGUCCUAGUGAUAAUUGGUUUUGAAAGUUAAUUUAAAUCCAUUUAAUUAUAUAAGCUUUUUGGACUUUUCAUUAUACUCUCUUAUCCUUCAAGGUUUGGAACAGCCUUUAUAAUUGAUGUUCUCCAGAAGAGCUUCUGUACCAUUCUUUCUUAAAUUCAGAUAUUAUCCAAAGUUUUUCUUGGCAGAUGGAUGUAUUAAGGAAUUAAAUAGCUUUUCAAUGUUAGUUCCAAAAAUGCUAUUUUAAUUGAUUUUCAAAAGGUAGUUAUAAGACUCUGUCAUAAAGAACAACUGAAUUAACACAGAACUAUCUCAAACCCCAAAAGCCUUAUUUAUAUUUAAGAAAAUUUUAAUAAUUAAAGUGAGCUCUAGAAACAUCAUAGUUGCCCGGUCUGUUAGCACACAAAAAGGCCUCUGAUAACUUGCUUCGUAAAUAACACUGGUGUGGAGCCCCCACCCACCAAACAGUGACUUGAAUGUGUGCAAUUCUAUUAUAGUGAAGUUUUCGCCAGGUCAGCCUAUUAGUUCGGCUUUAGAUAUUAUUAAAAGCAAUGAGGUAGAAUGCUCCAUACCACCAAUUAUGAUCCAUGAUCAUCCAGGUAAAGGAACGUAAACAUCUUUUCAUUGUUAAAUAGAUUUCUAACUUAAAUAACAUUAACAUUUGUUAAUUUUGUUAUAAAAUCCCAUUUCUAAAAUCCAUAAGGAACUAUACAGCAGCUUAAAAAGGCAAUGAUAGUGUACUUUAGAAGUGGAAGUCACUGUUAGUCACCAGGAUCACCUCCUUUUCUUCCUCCUGUGGCAGUUGGUUUAUUUAAAUAAAUUCACACUAACCAUCAGUCACCAUUUCAUUCUGAACAAUUAAAAGUUUGUAUUUUCCCAUUUCCUUGCAAUAGGGUAAUAUAAAGAUUGGCAUUAUAAGUUAGAGGCUCAACUAAUCUCACUGUGUGCGUUCCACAUCCAACAAGCCAUGGCCCUUUCGCGUGCUGGGCGCAGGAGAGACACUGCCUCUGGCUUUCCAGCGAUCUGACCACGUGACCCGGUCAACUGGGACAGCUCCUCUGACUGCACCCCUUCUGUUUCCUAGGAUGCUGAUGUGGUUUAGUUCUUCUCAGAGGUUAGAGUUGGAAAGUGAAAACCCUAGAUAAUUGUUGUGGGGUGUUUUGCCUAGGUAUAGUCAUUCAUUGUCUGGUGUGUCUUCUUUACUGGUAUGUUGCUCUCAAGUGUACCAAAGGACAUUUCAUUCUGUUGAAAGCUCCACGAUCAAAAGGAAAGAAUUGCAAUGAUUUCCAAAUACACUUCUCGCCUGUACCAGCAGCGGCACACUGAAAAGCACUGCCCAGCACAACGGAGCUAAACAGCAGGUCCACAAGGGCCUUAUCACUGCGGCUGUGGCGGGAAACCCGGCCUCUAAGCAGCUGCUUACAAACCUGGUGUUUUUUAGUAAGACAGAGUUAAGCAAAAUUGGCAGAUCUUUUUUUUUUAAUGUUGAAAAUUUUAAACUAUGAGUUAAAUGGACAAACAGGAUGUAGUACCCUUGGUUACAUAUUUACAUUUGAAGUAAAGUGAGAUGAGGCCCCAUAAUACCAAGUACAGAAAAAAGUUUAGCCCUCAGAUUUAAAUAUGUCCAAAUUAAACAGUAUUUUUACGAUUAUCUGGUGUGCUGUGCUCAUGAAAAAUACAUGUUAAAGUAUAUAGGGCAAAGCAUUAGUUGGUAAAUUAUAUGUUAAAUUAGUUGGUAAAAUACAUGUUAAAGUAUAUAGGGCAAAGCAUUAGUUGGUAAAUUAUUGUAAUGAGGAGUAAAAAUAGACGUGUUCCUUCCUAAAAAUAUGGGACUCCGCCAUGUAACUCUCUUCUGUUUUUAGAAUCUGUAGUCAUUAUUCUUAAUCCCACCAGAAAUGUAGUCAUCCUGUGAGCAUGCAGUGUUCACUGUCGUGUUCGUCACAGCAUUCAAACUGUUAACCAGGCAUUGUUCAUGUAGAGUUGAAAUGCACUGUUCAUGCCUCUCAUGUUCAUCGUCCAGACUUAUGUGAAGAACAUACUGACCCCCCGCCCCCACCUCCAUCCCAAAGCUGUAGGCUUCCCUCCCUCUAAAAACAGUAGAACUUUCUGUCAAAGUUUCAUUGAGGAACCGCGAUUACACCAAUAACAGGUACAGCAGAAUGAUUUUGUUGUGGUAAAUGUUUUUUCUAGAAUCCCUAAUAUCUCAGUUUGCAAAGGAGAGCAGUACCCUUUGUGACUUUAAAUAAUUUCUCUCUACUUUGAGAUAUACCUGCCUAAUUAUAUUUUCCAUAGGUUCAUGUGAAAAAGAAGUUUGACAUUCUCACAGGGUCCAUUGAGAGCCAGUUUGGAAAUGUUUUAAUUGCCAUCAUUACUUUACAUGUGGAUUAUGGACAAAUCAAAGUUUUCUCUGAACUAUAUCACAGAACUAUUAUAUAAAAUCAUAUGUAUUUACUUUCAAAUUUUAACAUUUCAUUAAUUUGUUAAAUUUCAGAGACAAAUCUUUUCCCUCUUGUGUGUGGAUAAAGUUGUGGUUUUAUUUCUAAGAAUAGAGUUGGUCUGCUGUGCUGACUUCAUAUCUGUCAUUCCAAAGGUUUAUCUUUUUCUUCAAAGAUAAAAAAUGCAAUGGAAAUUCAAUUUACAAAGACAUAUAUUGAUAUUUCUAGACAUGGUCUAGUUCUAAAAGAAUUUACUUGGUUUGCAUUUUUUAAGCAUUUCAUGUAGACAGAUUAAUAUAUUUUUAUACAACACUUUCUACAUUUAUUUCUAGGCUGUUUUCAGUGACUUUUUCAAGUGCAUGUUAACAGAAGAUGGUUUGGAACGAGUGUGCAGUGGCCUUCAUCACCAACUCAAAAGAAGUGUAAUACAUAUGAUUAUAGAACAAGAAUGUUUAUCCUGUACACUGAAACCUAAUGACUUUUCUAAAGCUUUGUAUGUUUUUUCAUGAAGCAGAUUAAAUAUUUUCUCUCUAAA
Molecule: messenger RNA, 9756 nt
Organism: Pteropus alecto (black flying fox)
Lineage: Eukaryota; Metazoa; Chordata; Mammalia; Chiroptera; Pteropodidae
Gene: NHLRC2
Product: NHL repeat containing 2
Exons: 11
Coding region: 121-2400 (759 amino acids)
Molecular function (GO): protein binding
Source: RefSeq, a predicted model, not a curated record